Alnus glutinosa is the source of this 1200-nucleotide messenger RNA. Its product is annotated as PHD finger protein ALFIN-LIKE 1-like. The record is from RefSeq and is a predicted model, not a curated record. Bases 230 to 946 code for a protein of 238 amino acids. Gene Ontology annotation, molecular function: transcription cis-regulatory region binding; histone binding; transcription coregulator activity. NCBI's taxonomy places the organism in Eukaryota, Viridiplantae, Streptophyta, Magnoliopsida, Fagales, Betulaceae. Gene Ontology annotation, cellular component: nucleus. The transcript is spliced from 5 exons. Gene Ontology annotation, biological process: regulation of DNA-templated transcription.
ACAAACAGACAGCGUUAAUUACACACUCUGACUUCCCCCUUUCUCCGUUUCGGUCCUUACCACGUUUACAUGCAUCUCUGAAUCUCCCACGCUCUCUCCGAUCCGUCCUCAUGGUCUCGCCGCACCCUCUCUGCAAUUCCAAAUCCUACUCAUCCAAUAGGUACAAUUGCAAUUCGUAGCCCUAAAUUCACAUCCAAUCCGCACCGUUUUUGGAUCUCUGAUUGCUCACAUGGAAAUGGCUUCCAGUCCGCGAACCGUAGAGGAGAUCUUCAAAGAUUACAGUGGCCGAAGAGCUGGCCUCGUUCGUGCUUUGACUCACGACGUUGAUGAAUUUUAUGGAUUCUGUGAUCCAGAUAAGGAGAACUUGUGUUUGUAUGGACAUCCAACUGAAACAUGGGAAGUAACUUUGCCGGCCGAGGAAGUUCCGCCGGAGCUUCCCGAGCCAGCACUUGGGAUCAAUUUUGCAAGAGAUGGCAUGAACCGGAAAGAUUGGCUUUCAUUGGUUGCUGUGCACAGUGAUUCUUGGUUGCUCUCUGUGGCUUUCUAUCUUGGAGCCCGUCUUAACCGCAACGAAAGGAAGCGCCUGUUUAGCCUGAUCAAUGACCUGCCCACUGUUUUUGAAGUUGUGACGGAAAGGAAGCCUAUAAAAGACAAGCCCAGUGUGGACAGUGGGAGUAAAUCUCGUGGCAGCACAAAGAGAUCAAGUGAUGGACAAGUCAAGAGCAAUCCAAGGCUUGCUGAUGAGAUUUAUGAGGAGGAAGAAGACGAACACAGUGAAACCCUUUGUGGGAGCUGCGGCGGAAAUUACAAUGCCGAUGAAUUUUGGAUUGGCUGUGACGUCUGUGAAAGGUGGUUCCAUGGAAAGUGCGUGAAGAUUACACCUGCUAAGGCGGAGAGCAUCAAGCAAUACAAAUGCCCAUCUUGUAUGAAGAGGGCCCGGCAGUAGUAGUCACUGUAAAGCCAAGAUUGGGGGGGAUGACUAACGUCGUUCCAGUGGCUGACAAACUAGUAUAGCAGUGUUUUCCGUUCAAAGUUAUGUAAUGAGUUUGCUUUGAUAUUAUUUCUAACAGAUCGUCUGGGGGGUUUAAGUUAUCCUUGGUUAAAUAUUUGCUUAUAUGAUUAGAAUUUGUUAAUCUAUGAAAAAAAUCAUGACUGACAUGUAUUUAGUUCGUGUUAGAUUUAUAUUUUUCUUUAUCAGCU